AUGGCCACCACCACAGGAAAGGACAACACACAAACAGAUGAAUGUCUCAAAGGAUUCUCGGCACAAGAUUUAUUUAUAAGCCUAAGGAGUGGCACUGACUACAAUACUGUACCUUUAAGAUUAAACAUUACUUGUACAGAUGGCUAUUUUUAUAUUAAUGACCAGGUGGGGCUGGAGAGUGACGGUCAGACGGCUGGAGGGAGAGGAACCACAGGAGCCUUGAAGGGCUUCACCAACACCAGCAAGAUCCACCAGUGCACCUACUGUACCUACACAACUAAUGUUGCCACAAAUCUGAGGAACCACAUGCGCACCCACACAGGGGAAAAACCCUUUUCGUGUCAUUAUUGCUCUUUCCGGACGACGCAGAAGAGGAACUUAAAAACGCACAUUCGUACUCACACAGGUGAAAAGCCAUAUGCUUGUGCCCACUGCCCAUAUCGGUCAGCUUGGAAGGGAAAUCUUAAUGCCCAUAUACUGACUCAUCGUACUUUAGAUGAGUUGGGAUCAAACAAAAAUGCGAACAUGGGACAUCAAGGUGGUUUUGUGCAGUAG
Messenger RNA from Procambarus clarkii (red swamp crayfish), 555 nucleotides. NCBI's taxonomy places the organism in Eukaryota, Metazoa, Arthropoda, Malacostraca, Decapoda, Cambaridae. The record is from RefSeq and is a predicted model, not a curated record.